Molecule: messenger RNA, 438 nt
Organism: Necator americanus (New World hookworm)
Lineage: Eukaryota; Metazoa; Nematoda; Chromadorea; Rhabditida; Ancylostomatidae
Exons: 1
Coding region: 1-438 (145 amino acids)
Source: RefSeq, a predicted model, not a curated record
AUGAAGAACGCCCAGUGCGAGGACGGAGGAGCACAACUUGAAGGCUCCCAAAUCGUGAAAACUCCGUCAUACGUAUACCUGGGACGUUCUAUGAACAUGGAAAACGACUUGAAGGGAGAACUGAAUAGAAGAAUGAGAGCAGCAUGGGCAGCAUUUGCAGCCGUCAGGGAAGCUACGGACCAACUGACGGACCAAGAUCUUCGUGCCCAUCUGUUCGACUCGACAGUCCUUCCAUCGCUCUGUUACGCAGCGGAGACGUGGGCAGACACCGCGGCCAUGUCUAGGAAGCUACUUACUACCCACAGAGCCCUUGAGAGAUGUCUCCUGAAGUUUAACCGGCGCACACAACACCUUGCCGGUCUUCGUAGCUCCGACUUAAAAGGAAUGUCCUGUCUUCGCGACCCAGCGGAAUAUGUAUCGAAAGCAAAACAUAGAUGA